Messenger RNA from Sphaeroforma arctica JP610, 1497 nucleotides. RefSeq lists its product as hypothetical. Lineage: Eukaryota; Ichthyosporea; Ichthyophonida. The transcript has 2 exons. The record is from RefSeq and is a predicted model, not a curated record. The coding region runs from base 1 to 1497 and encodes 498 amino acids.
AUGACACCCAGGGGUGAUACUGGCCUUUUUGGGGAGGACAUCGUAUACGACAGUGAGUCCAUAGGGGUUCCCGACCUGCGUGCGGACCGGAAUCAGAUCAAUACUCGUGAAUAUGUAGCUAGUAAUGGACUGCCUUCCUGUUCGUCCUCGGGCACUUUCGGGGCCUCAUACUCGGAUAAUGACCAGCCACGCCUUCCACCUAACAAGCGCAGACGUCACCGCCGACGUACCAACAACAAGGGUACGGCACGGGACCAGUCUUCCGCACAGAAGCUGACCGGGCUGAUGGUGCAACAACAGUCGCUUUUGGAGAAGUACGAACAAAGGUUGCAGCGCAUAUCUUCAGAGCGGUACACAACAUUGUUGUCCGCUACUGAGACAUCUGCUGGCACGCACAAACGUGCGCACAAGUCACUGGGCAACGAGGACAACCCAACGCUCCGUAUCCAAGGCCGUACACGACCGCAUCGUGGACUCGGAUAUGUAUCACCUGGGUCGGAGGGUCAACUGUCCGAGGAGGAGGAGUUGCAUGCACGUAUACUACACCUAAGCGACGAGCUAUGCCAAGCAAUCGAGGACAAUGAUACGACUCGGGCUGAAGCUCUUCGGGGUGCGAUAGAAACGCUUCGGGCUACGCAAGAGUCCCAACCGGUGGAGAAACGUCCCACACCGUCACCACGUACAUGGCCCGAUUGGCCAUCGAACAGAUACCACUUGCAUGACAUCAUGGAACGGGAUACGAGAGGGGCUCUCCUUGAGGCCUUUAAGAACGCACAAAUUGCGGGAUCUGCUCGCAUGAAACGCAAGCCACUGUCGAUCCCGCAUUUCGUAAGCUGGCCAAGGGCCACAGUAGGAACAUGCAUUCCCCAUCAUGGAACAAAUGACACAGCUUCUGGAAACCAUAGGAGGGCACGCGAACGGUGUCAAGCGGAUGCAGACUUUCAACAGAACUUAUUAAACCACUGUAUUGUACAAUUGUUCGAGGAAGCACUCAAUGGUCGGACGUACGAACAUACUCUACAAUUACUUCCGAAAUGGCAAUUAAUGAAGACACACGAGCUUCUGCAGCUGUUGAGCCCCGACAUUCAGAACGCACAGCAGCACACUACUGCGCGUCUUCAGAACCGAACUAAUAGGGAGGGUCUAACGAGUAACGUGGCUCGUGAUUAUACCAAUAGCCGCCCUAACCCGCAGACGAUUCGACGACAGUCGCAGAACUGGACACAGCGGCCCCAACCGACACCACCUACGACUUGUGCUGGAUGUCAGGCACAAGCUCCACCGGGUUCACGUCAUAUUCCGCGAUGUCAUCAUUUUCGUGCGUCGCAACCAGGGGGUAUAUAUGGUGGGGCGCGCCCGUAUGACAACAACCGCCCGUCACGAGACGCACAACCUGCACACAGACCGACCGCAGCUCCAACCUCAGGACAGGGGCAGAACAACACUCCGGGUAGGGAAUUUGCAACCACGCGACCGACUCCACAGGUGUACAGGUGA